AUGACUGAAAUGUGCACUGACCGACUUUUCUAUCUUCCAGACAACAAAAUGGCACUUGAAGUGACGCUGACGUCGGUGGUGGCAGCAAUUGUGGUGUGGGCCGUUCAGGUGGAGAACGGUGGUGUCCUCAAUACUGUCUUCAAAGUUGUGCCAACCACCUCGCCAUCAGGAACGGUGGAAUUUGACUUGUCAGACAACCUGAUGCAAUCGAAUAUUGAUUACCUCAUGUCAAUGCUGCUA
Molecule: messenger RNA, 240 nt
Organism: Mesocestoides corti
Lineage: Eukaryota; Metazoa; Platyhelminthes; Cestoda; Cyclophyllidea; Mesocestoididae
Source: the annotation of a GenBank genome assembly